CGCGGGGAGGCCAGGUGCGACAACGUGAGGAAUGAGCGUGGCUUGAGAGAUGCGCGAGAAGUGGUGGUGGUUGUUGAGUCCGGAGUUGACAUGAAGACAAGAGUGGAAUUAUUGUAACUGCGCUAGUCCUCGUCCUGCGGCAGAUCUGAAAGACAACAUACUGAAUACACCCAGCCUGGGCUUUCAACCACCACUCACCCUACGACCUUCAAACGCUUGACUAACUGUCUGCAUUCUGUCCCGCAUACAUCUUUGUCUUUGGCUGUGCCCCUACCAGCACUUAUUGAGCCCUCACAAUGUCCCGGAGCAGCAGACUUGCCCCGGAGGCGAACCGAAUCCUCUUUGUCAAGAACUUAGCCUACAAUGUCGAUUCCCCGGCCCUCUUCGAUCUCUUUGGCAAGUUUGGCCCUAUCCGGCAGAUUCGAGUUGGAAACUCGAAUACUACAAAGGGCACGGCCUAUGUCGUCUACGAGGAUGUCAUGGACGCGAAGCAAGCAUGCGACAAGCUGAACGGUUUCAAUUUCAUGAACCGCUAUCUUGUUGUGCUCUAUCAUCAACCAGAAAAGAUGAAGACGGAAGUGAAAGAAGACAUCGCAGCCCGUCAGGAAAAUCUUGAAAGGAUGAAAAAGGAGCAUGGGAUUGAAUGAAUGUAUCCUCAUGUGGAUUCUCUCCGACCAAUAUUCACACCACAGUCCACAUUGCUACAGGCAAAACUUGACCAGCCAUCAGUUCGCCGUUGGAACAGACUGGGUAACUCGACAGCUUCGACAUGAACGUUGGAACAUAUCACAAUUAUCUUGUCGCAGGAUUGGAAUCCUGUGUCACGGCGCAGCGAGACCGGCACAGUCCUAAGCAUCAUGAUGGAGUGGACGCUGGCAAGAUGAGACGUUGGCGACAUUAAAGCAGAACCCUGACUCAGAGACAGAUCACGCCCGUAGAGGCAUAGGCAGCGCCGCGGCAGGCACAGCAGUCAAUGGAAAGGUUUCGGGACGUUGAAUUUACUGUGAAGGGUAUCACGUCCGCAUAAAAGGACACCAGUCUCUGUCAUGUAAUUGCUUAACUAUGAGCAUCACCAGACAAUCAAGAAUCCAGUUUCUUGUAGACCUUCCAUCC
This is a messenger RNA of Exophiala dermatitidis NIH/UT8656, 1113 nucleotides long. RefSeq lists its product as uncharacterized. The transcript has a single exon. The record is from RefSeq and is a predicted model, not a curated record. NCBI's taxonomy places the organism in Eukaryota, Fungi, Ascomycota, Eurotiomycetes, Chaetothyriales, Herpotrichiellaceae. The coding region runs from base 297 to 647 and encodes 116 amino acids. Gene Ontology annotation, molecular function: RNA binding.